Messenger RNA from Lactuca virosa, 1469 nucleotides. NCBI's taxonomy places the organism in Eukaryota, Viridiplantae, Streptophyta, Magnoliopsida, Asterales, Asteraceae. The record is from the annotation of a GenBank genome assembly.
CUCCUUCACUUACCCAAUCCCACUUAGCUUACGCCGCCCCAUCAUCAUGACAUAUUCUCUGAAUAUCGCUGUCAUCGGAGCCGGCACCUCCGGCCUACUCACCGCCCGGGAGCUUCUCCGAGAGAACCACCGAGUCACCAUCUUUGAAAAGUCAAACCGUCUCGGUGGAACCUGGCUUUACGAACCCCAAGUCGAGGCCGACGAUGUUCUUCACCUUAACCCCAAUAGAUCCGUUGUCCACAGCAGUCUCUACUCAUCCCUCCGAACAAAUCUCCCCCGGCCACUCAUGGGUUUCUCCGAUUACUCAUUUGAAGACAAAUACUACGGUGAUCCGAGAAUGUUCCCCGGUCAUGAAGAGGUUCUAAAGUUUUUGCAGGAUUUUGCUAACGAGUUCGGAGUCACUGAGGUGAUUCGGUUUAACUCGGAGGUGGUGCGAGUCGAUUCAUUAGAUGGUGAUUUUGUGGUGGAGUGGAAGACGAUGGAGAUGGGUUCGGUGGCGGAGGUGUUUGAUGCGGUGGUCGUUUGCAGCGGCCACCAUACUGAACCUCGAAUCGCCGAUGAUGUUCCUGGUAUCGAGGAAUGGUCACGAAAACAAACUCAUAGUCACAAUUAUCGUGUUCCUGAACCAUAUCGAGAUCAAGUCGUGGUAGUGAUUGGGAACGGGCCUAGUGCACUCGAUAUAUCUCGAGAAAUCGCAACAGUUGCCAAAGAGGUUCAUCUUUCGUCAAGAUCUUUAAAUGUCAAGGUCUCAAAGUUGGAUGUGUAUGAAAAUAUAUGGCAACAUUCAAAGAUUAACCGUGUUUAUGAUGAUGGAACGAUCUUCUUCCAAGAUGGAGAAUCUAUUGAAGCGGAUGUUAUCUUACAUUGCACGGGGUACAAAUUCCAUUUCCCCUUUCUAAGAACAAACAAUGUUGUGCAUGUGGAUGACAAUCGUGUUGGACCACUCUACAAACAUGUGUUCCCUCCACAACUCGCACCUAGACUAGCUUUUGUUGGACUAACAUAUAAUCAAGGUGUUCAUUUUCAAAUGUUUGAGCUGCAAUCGAAGUGGGUAGCACUUGCAUUGUCCGGGAAAAUAUCAUUACCAUCGGAAGACGAGAUGUUAGCCGAUGUUCACAAACAUUAUCGAGAAAUGGAGGAAAAUGGGAUCCCAAAGCGCUACACUCAUUCACUAGGUUUUAAGUUCGAAUAUUUGGACUGGUUAGCUGCUCAAGUAGGAUUGCGAAUAGAUGAUCGACUUAAAGUGAUUUGUAGGAAUCUUCUCGAACAAUGGAUUUCUCAUCCUAAUGGUUUUAGAGACGUGUUUCAAUUAUAAUUUCCUUUGAUUUGUGCAUAUCAGUUGCAAUCAUAGGAAUACAAAUCAUUUUAUCAAGAAAGUUGUCUAUUGUAAUGUGACAUUUGAUCGUUUGUAUUAGAAACCCAAAUGAAUUAGUAGUUUUUAUAAAGGGAAUAUGGGGUUUGGAAACCAU